AUGUCUCCCUCAGUUGCCGGUCAAAAGACCUACAGCAUUGCAUCCAUUCCUGCCGACGGAAUUGGACCAGAGGUCAUCGAUGCUGGAAUCACCGCCCUCAAUGCUUUGACUGAUACUCUCAAGACCUUCAAGUUGGACUUCAAGAAUUACGACUGGAGCUCAGAAACUUACAAGAAGACUGGCAAAUACAUACCCGACGGUGGACUCGAAGAGCUCAAGAAGCACGACGCGAUUUUCUUCGGCGCUGUCGGCGCUCCUGAUGUCCCCGAUCACAUUUCUCUGUGGGGUCUCCGUCUGGCCAUCUGCCAGCCUUUCCAACAGUAUGCCAAUGUGCGUCCAACCCGCGUAUUCCGUGGCACUGAGUCUCCUCUGCGGAAGUGCGGUCCUAAUGACCUUGACUGGGUGAUAAUCCGCGAGAACAGCGAGGGAGAAUACGCCGGUCAGGGUGGUCGCUCCCACGCUGGCAAGCCUUGGGAGGUCGCGACUGAGGUCUCGAUCUUCUCCCGCCACGGCGUGGAGAGAAUUAUGCGCUUUGCCUUUGAGACUGCCCAGAAGCGUCCUCGCAAGCUUUUGACUGUUGUCACUAAGAGCAAUGCCCAACGCAAUGGAAUGGUUCUCUGGGAUGAGGUCGCCAAGGCUGUUGCUGUUGACUUCCCCGAUGUUACUGUUGACAAGAUGCUUGUUGAUGCCAUGACCACUCGCAUGGUUCUGAAGCCCGAGAGUCUGGAUACUAUUGUGGCUACCAACCUGCACGCUGAUAUUCUGUCCGACCUUGCUGCCUCUCUGGCUGGUUCCAUUGGUAUUGCCCCCACCUCGAACCUCGACCCUACUCGGGAGUACCCCAGUAUGUUCGAACCUAUUCACGGUUCUGCCUUUGAUAUCACUGGCAUGGGUAUCUCUAACCCUGUGGCUACCUUCUGGACUGCGGCUGAGAUGCUUGCCUGGCUCGGCGAGGAGGAUGCUUCCAAGAAGCUCUUGGACUGCGUUGAGAAUGUCUGCGAGCAGGGGGUUCUCACUCGCGACUUGGGUGGCAAUGCUACUACCAAGCAGGUCACUGAUGCUGUGGUUGCUGAGAUCCAGAAGCUUGCAGGCAGCAAGUAAGUGUAUCAUGGGCCGGGAUUUGAAUUGGAAUGAGCAAUGAAUCUGUACAAAUUGAACUAGAAUGAAAUUGAACUCGUUUGAGG
Molecule: messenger RNA, 1184 nt
Organism: Penicillium canescens
Lineage: Eukaryota; Fungi; Ascomycota; Eurotiomycetes; Eurotiales; Aspergillaceae
Product: putative tartrate dehydrogenase
Exons: 3
Coding region: 1-1101 (366 amino acids)
Molecular function (GO): magnesium ion binding; oxidoreductase activity, acting on the CH-OH group of donors, NAD or NADP as acceptor; NAD binding
Source: RefSeq, a predicted model, not a curated record